AUGUUCAAGACUAUCCUUGUCGUAGUAGCUGUGGUGGGAGUGGCCCAGGCCACAUUCAUCAUUAAGCCCCCAAAACCGGUGGAGCAGACCACCAAGUGCCAGAUCUAUUGGUGUGAACGUACCUGGGCUCUCGAAGAUUGUGUGUGCCGGGUCUUCCAGAACGGAUGUCUAAUGGGCGAGGAGAAUGCUCAGCGGGAGAAGGCUGGAAAGACGCCUCUGAUCCAGGUCUCGGAGAAGGUGUGCAAGAAGUUCAUCAAGGCCAAGUGCCUCCUUGGAUGGCCUGUGGAGGCCAAGUUCCCGAUUCCGUCUCCUUGCGGUUGCAAUGGCAAAGAGGGAAGCCUCGAAAUCAAAAAGUUCAAGAGUCUUUGCGCACUCCUGAAAUACGCAGCUGAAUGCUCAAAACCCUUCAUCAGCUACUCCAAGUGUUAA
Molecule: messenger RNA, 429 nt
Organism: Drosophila takahashii
Lineage: Eukaryota; Metazoa; Arthropoda; Insecta; Diptera; Drosophilidae
Gene: Sgs5bis
Product: Sgs5bis
Source: RefSeq, a predicted model, not a curated record